Molecule: messenger RNA, 2272 nt
Organism: Fragaria vesca subsp. vesca
Lineage: Eukaryota; Viridiplantae; Streptophyta; Magnoliopsida; Rosales; Rosaceae
Product: zinc finger CCCH domain-containing protein 66-like
Exons: 2
Coding region: 69-2174 (701 amino acids)
Molecular function (GO): protein binding; metal ion binding
Source: RefSeq, a predicted model, not a curated record
ACUCUUGACUUGUGCUCCUCCUCCAUUUCUUGGUUUUAAGAAAGAGAGCUUUUUGAAGGCCGAUUUCCAUGUGCAGCGGUUCGAAGAGGAAGCCUUGUUCCACUGACUCGACCACCACUGACUCGACCAUGGAUCAUGAGAAACAGGAAGGGUUCAGGUAUAGCUUUUCGAUUUUGCUGGAGUUAGCGGCGGCUGAUGAUCUUGAUGGGUUCAGAAGUGCUGUGGAGGAAGAUGGUCAUGAUGUGGAUGAGGCGAGUUAUUGGUAUGGGAGGCGUGUUGGAUCGAAGAAGAUGGGGUUUGAGGAGAGAACACCGCUGAUGAUUGCUGCUAUGUUUGGCAGCAUGAAUGUGUUAAAUUAUAUCCUUCAGACGUGUCGAGUUGAUGUGAAUAGAGCGUGCGGUUCGGAUAGGGCCACUGCUCUUCAUUGUGCUGCUACUGGUGGCUCUGGUGCUUCGGCUGAGGUUGUCAAGGUCUUGCUUGCUGCUUCUGCGGAUGCCAGUUGUAUUGAUGUUAAUGGAAACCAAGCUGGGGACUUGAUUGCACCUGCUUAUAGUUCAUCCUUCAACUCAAGGAAGAAAGCUUUGGAAGUCAUGCUCAAGGGCGUAUCCGGUUUAGAUGAGGCUUUUGAUUAUUCUGAGCAGAUGGCUAGAGAAGCAGAAGGUGAAGAUCAGCAAGAGGUCACAACUCCUCGUGCCUCAAAGGAUGGGACGGAGAGGAAAGAAUAUCCUGUUGAUCUUUCUCUUCCAGACAUCAAGAACGGAAUUUACAGCACAGAUGAAUUUAGAAUGUAUACUUUCAAGGUCAAGCCUUGCUCUAGGGCUUACUCACAUGAUUGGACAGAGUGCCCAUUCGUUCACCCAGGAGAAAAUGCAAGGCGGCGUGAUCCAAGGAAAUAUCAUUAUAGCUGCGUUCCUUGCCCAGAGUUCAGAAAGGGGACUUGCAGGCAAGGGGAUGCUUGUGAAUAUGCACAUGGUAUUUUUGAAUGCUGGCUUCACCCUGCCCAGUACCGAACUCGUCUUUGCAAGGAUGAGACUGGAUGCACACGAAGGGUCUGUUUCUUUGCUCACAAAACAGAAGAGCUUCGUCCCUUGUAUGCUUCAACAGGUUCGGCUGUCCCUUCUCCCAGAUCAUUCUCUGCAGGUGCUUCUCUGGACAUGGGAUCAUUGAGUCCACUUUCGCUCAACUCGCCAUCUAUCCUGAUUCCUUCUGUUUCAACUCCACCUAUGACUCCAACCGGUGCUUCUUCCCCUAUAAAUGGAAACAUGUGGCAAAAUCAACCAAAUAUUGCACCCCCCACCUUGCAGCUCCCAGGUAGCAGGUUGAAGUCUACUCUAAGUGCUAGGGAUUUGGAUCUAGACAUGGAGUUCCUUAGCCUGGAAAAUCACCGUCGCAGGCAGCGCUUGAUAGAGGAGUUGUCCAGUCCCUCAUCCAACUGGAACAAUGGCUUAUCUAGUCCUUCAGCUUUCUCUGCCUCCGGGAAUCGAAUGGGGGAAUUGAAUAGGAUUGGUGGAGUGAGGCCUAGUAACCUGGAAGAUGCGUUUGGAUCAAUGGAUCCUACAAUGUUGCCUCAGUUGCAGGGGCUAUCACGGGAUACCACAGCAUCCCAGUUGCAAUCCCCAACUGGUAUCCAGAUGCGCCAAAACAUGAACAUGCAACUUCGGUCAAGCUACUCAGGCAGCCCCUCUUCAUCUCCUGUUAGGGGUUCUCCUUUGCAUGGGUUUGAUGCAUCUGGUGCAGCUGCAGUUUUGAGUUCCAGGUCAGCUGCAUUUGCAAAGCAGCGGAGCCAGAGCUUCAUUGAGCGCAGUGCUGCAAACCACAAUUUUGGGUUAUCCUCACCCGCCGAUUCUGGGUCUCCAAAACCUUCUAACCUCUCAAAUUGGGGCUCUCCUAAUGGAAAGCUGGACUGGGGUAUCCAGGGGGAAGAACUGAAUAAGUUGAGGAAAUCUGCUUCUUUUGGAUACCGAAACAAUGGAAAUAGCUUUCCAACUGUUGAUGAGCCUGAUGUAUCUUGGGUAAACACCCUUGUCAAGGAUGCACCACCACCUUCGAGACCUGGACCACUUGGUUUUGAAGAGCAGCAGCAGCAGCAGUGUCACCUGGAAAAUGGAGAUGCAGAGAUACUCUCUGCUUGGGUCGAGCAGUUGUACUUGGAGCAGGAGCAGAUGGUGGCUUAAUCUAAAUCCAAGUCCCACAGGAUUGCUCAUUGAUUAACGUUUAACUAUUAUUUUUUUUGUCAUUUGUUAAAUUUUUAUUCAUCAUAUCUAGGUCGAAG